Penicillium manginii is the source of this 1377-nucleotide messenger RNA. RefSeq names its product SNG1 family protein. The record is from RefSeq and is a predicted model, not a curated record. Gene Ontology annotation, cellular component: membrane. The transcript has a single exon. The coding region runs from base 1 to 1377 and encodes 458 amino acids. NCBI's taxonomy places the organism in Eukaryota, Fungi, Ascomycota, Eurotiomycetes, Eurotiales, Aspergillaceae.
AUGACCAACGAGCCAAGAACACCCUCUCCCAGUGGAGGGGCAUGGAAAGAGCUGCGGUACGGAUUCGUUAAGGCCGUCGCAGCGAGUUUAGUGCUCCUGCAGCUCCUUUUUCUAGGAAACAUGUGUUACUUGUACGCAACGCAAUUCAACAACUCUGCUCGUGUUCAUAGUAUGAAGUUGCUCUAUGUCGAUUACGACGGCGGAGUCAUUGGUGACUCUGUGACAGAGGCAUACCAGUCGUUGAAAGGGGACUCCUUUCCAACUAUGGAUACGAAGCCCAUUGGUCAAUAUUCUACUCCAGAAGAUGUCAGGGGCGCUGUCUGCAGUGGUGAUUACUGGGGCGCUAUAUACAGCACGCCAAAUGCAUCAACCAGCCUCGAGACCACACUCAUGAAUGGCACCGCUUCCUCAACUGCCGCUUUGACCUAUAUUUGGAAUGGCGCGCGAUAUCCCGCUAUUUCCCAAAGCGAGAUUUAUUCAAACAUUCUAACCCUAGUGCAAGGCGCACGUGGGAGUUACUAUACCAGCAGCGCAUCCAAAAUACUCGAUUCAGCCAAUCUAUCUAAUACUGUCGCACUUGAAAAACUUCUCGAUCCCAUACAAGCUGCCGAGAUUGAUAUCAAGACAACAAAUCAAGGCACAAGAGUUCUUUACAACACUGUUUCCCUCGUCAUGCCAAUCAUUCAGCAGUUCUUCUUCAUGAUGGCUCUCAACGGAAUAUCCUCCCAGUUCCACCUCCUCACAAAGCUGGGGGUUGUGGCAAAUGGACUCAUUCGAAUGGUCACAUCCCUUGUUUAUACCUUUAUUGGUGCGCUGUGUAUGGCUGGCUACAUUUGGGGUUUCAAAGAAUCCUGGGCGGUGAAUGGCAAUCAGUUCGUUCUUACAUGGAUGAUUGUUUGGCUUUAUAUGCAUAUCAACUUUUUAAUUGUGGAUACCCUCACUGCUUUCAUACCGAUGCAAUUUUUACCCUUCUGCAUCCUUACCUGGGUCAUCUUCAAUGUUGCAAGUACAAUCAGUCCCUUUGAAUUGAAUCCUGGUUUCUUUCGCUGGGGCUAUGCACUUCCUGGCCAUGAGGUGUAUCAAGUGCUCAUUCAAAUAUGGAGCGACGGAUGCCAAGAUCAAUCCUAUCUGGCGCUUCCAAUUCUGUUUGCAUGGUGGAUCUUGGGGCUGGUGGCUGUGAUAUACGCCAAUUAUCACCGGUGUCAAGUGGCAUUGAAGGCUCAAAGUGAACUGGAAGCAGCGAAGAACGACCUAAAGGCGUCAUCCAGCACUGAUGACAUCUUAGAGCGCGAGAGACGUUAUACCGGCGACUCAAUUCGUCUCGAGCGUGUUUACGGCCCCAGCUACCCUACCCCAGGCGUACAUGGCGCCGCUUGA